AUUGAAUAAUGAAUAAAAUGUACGAACAUGCCGUAAUUAUCUUAAAUUUCGCGUUUAUCUUAUUUACUUAGAUUUUGUGUUUGUGAUAACCAGUCUAUAUGUUGUUUGCUGGACCUCCAGUCAAUUUGCUUAUCAACAUAACAAUGGGCAAAGAUGACAAAGAAGAAACCGGCUUCGGAUUCAAAGACAAAGCUAAAGCUGAAGAGACACUGAAACUUCUAGAACAGCAUGAAAUGAACUACCGAAGAUUGACCGUGCGUGGUUUGCUGGGGCGAGCGAAACGGGUGCUCUCCAUGACGAAGGCAGAAGACAAAAUAAAGAAUAUAAAAGAAGCAAUGGAAGUGUUCGAGAAUUGGCUCGCAGACUUAGACAAGAACAAAGAAAAGAAGACUGAGAAGAAGGAAGAGAAGGCGGAAUCGAAUAAAAAAGAGACGGAAGAGAAAAAUGGAGAUGAUAAGGACUCGGAAUCUGAUGAAGAGAUGGAAGAAAAACCGAAAGAGAAGAAGGAUGUGCCAGCAGACACCGUUCCUGGUCUCGGCUUCAAGGAUAGGGAUACUGCAGAUGGUACCUUAAAGGAAUUGGAGGGGAGAGACCCUGAUUACCAGAAGUUAGCUGUGAAGGGACUGAUUGGGAGGGCGAAGAGAGUUCUCACAUGUACACGCGACGAAACCAAGCUAUCCAAUAUCAAAGAGGCAAUAUCCAUAUUCGAGAAAUUUUUGGACGAUUUUGACACUUUGCACCUGAGUAAACAGAACAACCCGUAUGUAAGCCUGGGCAUUGUCCGGACAGCUGUUAAAUCUGCUGGCGAGAACGUAACUGAACAACAGAGAUCAUUUAUAGCUGCAUACUCGUCCGUGAAUGGUGAAUACAAGAGGUUGAGAACAGUCCAAGACGAACAAACGGGUAAGACGUGGGAUAUCGUAAGGAAUGCUGCACUGAAGACACUCAAGGAAAAGCACGCCGACGCAAAACUAUUCAACGAGAAAGAUGAACCUACCAGCGAGCAUCUAGAAUUACUUUUAUGGGCUUAUUCACCAGAAGCGGCGCGCGUAAAAAAAGUCGUGCCAGAGACAAAGGAAGAGAAGCAAGAUGGAGAUAGGAAACGGCGGGCUAGCGACCGAGACAGCGAGUCGCCGAGUAAAAAGAAAAAAGAAUAAUGUAAUGAUAACCUGUCAAAAUUGGCGGCAAAAACAAGAUCAAUUGGCUAAUGGCAACACAAAUCGCCAGAGCCAAACCAGAAAAAAAAACAAGAUCAAUCUACCUAAAAUAGGCUGUAUGGUCUAGAAAUCUUAGCCUAUCUUAUAGGCGGUGUUGCCAUGUUCAAAACACGAAACCAGAGACAAUGAAGCAACUAAGUUUUUGCGCGCAAUAUUUGCCAGUUGCAUACAAUACACUGGAGUAGCUUACUCGAAUGUACUGUAUGCAAGUAGUCUAGGCGGAUCCAGCUUUGGCGCCAGGAGGGGGUCACAUAGUCGUGGUCAAAUCAAGAACUUAUAAUUAUAUUUUGAUCACAAUAGACACAAGUAAAAAGUAGAUAUUUUAUUAAUGUACGUAAAUACUGUACUUAAAGAUAUUAAUAAAAUCUGUAUGGUGACAAAAUAUAUAAAUAAAAUUAUUAUGUUCAAUUAGUGGUCCACCUAAGUCCUGGGCUCAGGGGGGUCAUGACCCCCACGACCCCCUGGAUCCGCCAUUGUUGUUAUAUUGUCAUAGAGUAUUCCAUAUGUAAAAUACAGCGCAAGUGAUCAAGUUAUUUGUCGAUUUAUGCAUUUGUCUAUUUUAAAUAAAAUGUCGUU
Messenger RNA from Achroia grisella, 1793 nucleotides. RefSeq lists its product as uncharacterized. Bases 99 to 1157 code for a protein of 352 amino acids. The transcript has 7 exons. The record is from RefSeq and is a predicted model, not a curated record. Lineage: Eukaryota; Metazoa; Arthropoda; Insecta; Lepidoptera; Pyralidae.